Molecule: messenger RNA, 3323 nt
Organism: Eubalaena glacialis (North Atlantic right whale)
Lineage: Eukaryota; Metazoa; Chordata; Mammalia; Artiodactyla; Balaenidae
Gene: ADCY3
Product: adenylate cyclase 3
Exons: 20
Coding region: 26-2737 (903 amino acids)
Biological process (GO): adenylate cyclase-activating G protein-coupled receptor signaling pathway; cAMP biosynthetic process; intracellular signal transduction
Cellular component (GO): plasma membrane
Molecular function (GO): adenylate cyclase activity
Source: RefSeq, a predicted model, not a curated record
UCUGUGCGCCAUCAUCGUGGGCGUCAUGUCCUACUACAUGGCGGACCGCAAGCACCGCAAGGCCUUCCUGGAGGCCCGCCAGUCGCUGGAGGUGAAGAUGAACCUGGAGGAGCAGAGCCAGCAGCAGGAGAACCUUAUGCUUUCCAUCCUGCCCAAGCACGUGGCAGACGAGAUGCUGAAGGACAUGAAGAAGGACGAGAGCCAGAAGGACCAGCAGCAGUUCAACACCAUGUACAUGUACCGCCACGAGAACGUCAGCAUCCUCUUUGCCGACAUCGUGGGCUUCACCCAGCUGUCUUCAGCCUGCAGCGCCCAAGAGCUCGUGAAGCUCCUCAACGAGCUCUUUGCCCGCUUCGACAAGCUGGCGGCUAAAUACCACCAGCUGCGGAUUAAGAUUCUGGGCGACUGUUACUACUGCAUCUGUGGGCUGCCUGACUACCGGGAGGACCACGCCGUCUGCUCCAUCCUCAUGGGGCUCGCCAUGGUGGAGGCCAUCUCGUAUGUACGGGAGAAGACGAAGACCGGGGUGGACAUGCGAGUCGGGGUGCACACGGGCACCGUGCUGGGGGGUGUCCUGGGCCAGAAGCGCUGGCAGUACGACGUGUGGUCCACCGAUGUCACCGUGGCCAACAAGAUGGAGGCUGGCGGCAUCCCCGGGCGCGUGCACAUCUCCCAGAGCACCAUGGACUGCCUGAAAGGCGAGUUCGACGUGGAGCCAGGUGACGGGGGCAGCCGCUGUGAUUACCUGGAUGAGAAGGGCAUCGAAACCUACCUCAUCAUUGCAUCCAAGCCAGAGGUGAAGAGGACAGCCGCCCAAAAUGGCCUCAGUGGCUCGGCUCUGCCGAACGGAGCGCCACCUUCCUCAAAGCCCGGCUCCCCUGCCCUCAUUGAGACCAAGGAGCCCAACGGGAGCAUUCACACCAGCGGCUCCACGUCCGAGGGGCCCGAGGAGCCAGAUGCCCAGGCUGACAACCCCUCAUUCCCCAACCCUCGCCGGAGGCUGCGGCUUCAGGACCUGGCCGAUCGCGUGGUGGACGCCUCUGAGGACGAGCACGAGCUCAACCAGCUACUCAACGAGGCACUGCUGGAGCGGGAGUCCGCCCAGGUAGUGAAGAAGAGAAACACCUUCCUCCUGUCCAUGCGGUUCAUGGACCGCGAGAUGGAAACCCGCUACUCGGUGGAGAAGGAGAAGCAGAGCGGGGCCGCCUUCAGCUGCUCCUGCGUCGUCCUGCUCUGUACGGCCCUGGUUGAGAUUCUCAUCGACCCCUGGCUGAUGACAAACUACGUGACCUUUGUGGUUGGCGAGGUCCUGCUCCUGCUCCUGACUGUCUGCUCGCUGGCUGCCAUCUUUCCUCGGGCCUUUCCUAAGAAGAUCGUGGCCUUCUCGACUUGGAUCGACCGGACGCGCUGGGCCAGGAACACCUGGGCCAUGCUGGCCAUCUUCAUUCUGGUCAUGGCAAACGUCGUGGACAUGCUUAGCUGUCUCCAGUACUACGUGGGACCCACCAACGGCACCUCAGGGGUGCAGAUAGAGGACGGCUGCGUGGAGAACCCCAAGUAUUACAACUACGUCGCUGUGCUGUCCCUCAUCGCCACCAUCAUGCUGGUGCAGGUCAGCCACAUGGUCAAGCUGACACUCAUGCUGCUCAUCGCAGGGGCUGUGGCUGUCAUCAACAUCUACGCCUGGCGCCCCAUCUUUGAUGAAUACGACCGCAGACGCUUCCAGGAACACGACUUUCCGAUGGUGGCCUUAGAGAAGAUGCAGGUACUUUCCAGCCCUGGGCUCAAUGGCACUGACAGGCUGCCCCUGGUGCCUUCUAAAUGCUCCAUGACGGUGAUGAUCUUUGUCAUGAUGCUGAGCUUUUACUACUUCUCCCGCCACGUGGAGAAGCUGGCACGGACACUGUUCUUAUGGAAGAUUGAGGUCCACGACCAGAAGGAACGUGUCUAUGAAAUGAGACGCUGGAACGAGGCCUUGGUCACUAACAUGUUGCCUGAGCACGUGGCACGCCAUUUUCUGGGGUCCAAGAAGAGAGACGAGGAGCUGUACAGUCAGUCUUAUGACGAGAUUGGAGUCAUGUUUGCCUCCCUGCCCAACUUUGCUGACUUCUACACAGAGGAGAGCAUCAAUAACGGUGGCAUUGAGUGUCUGCGCUUCCUCAAUGAGAUCAUCUCAGAUUUUGACUCUCUCCUGGACAAUCCCAAGUUUCGGGUCAUCACCAAGAUCAAAACCAUUGGCAGCACCUACAUGGCAGCUUCAGGAGUCACCCCAGAUGUCAACACCAACGGCUUUACCAGCUCCAACAAGGAGAAGUCAGACAAGGAGCGCUGGCAGCACCUGGCGGAUCUGGCCGACUUCGCGCUCGCCAUGAAAGACACGCUCACCAAUAUCAACAACCAGUCCUUCAACAACUUCAUGUUGCGCAUUGGCAUGAACAAAGGAGGGGUACUGGCUGGCGUCAUCGGAGCCCGGAAACCACACUAUGACAUCUGGGGCAAUACAGUCAACGUGGCCAGCAGGAUGGAGUCCACAGGGGUCAUGGGCAACAUUCAGGUGGUGGAAGAAACUCAAGUCAUCCUUCGAGAGUACGGCUUCCGCUUUGUGAGGAGAGGGCCCAUCUUUGUGAAAGGGAAGGGGGAGCUGCUAACCUUUUUCUUGAAGGGGCGAGAGAAGCCAGCCACGUUCCCUAAUGGCUCCUCGGUUACACUGCCCCACCAGGUAGUAGACAACUCCUGAAUGGCCUCGAGCCCACGAGAGUCCACACGGGAGGGAGAGUUUAUUUUUUGGAAUCAAAGAAAGGCCUUGGGAAAGGACAAAUGACCAAGUCCCAACAUUCCCAAGCUGCUGAAGUGCACACUCACAUAGACUUUAGGUUUAAAAAUCUCAAGCCUUCAUUUGUUUAUGGAUGUGUGAGCUCUGAGGGCGGCCAUACUCUUCCUUGGUGUGCCUGUAGCUUCCCCAGAGAGUAGGGCUCCUAGGCGUAGUACUGGAAUAAUCCUUCCAGAGCCCUAGUUCCGACCAGCCCUCCUUCCCCCAGAGAGGCCAUGGCCGCUGUGAGCAGGAUGUACCAGAGGAGGAACAAGGCUGCUGCCUUCGUGCCCGGCGGGGAGCACAGGUGGCACAGCUCUGUUUACCAUGAGGGCUGGCAGCUGCUCUGCUCCCCAGCUAGAACUUGGAAGCAGCGCUUUUCACUCUGAAGACCUGCUUGCCUCUGUGGUCCGAGUUACGUGAAAUGGGCCUCGUCCUGAUAAUCUUGAAAGGUUCUUCUGGAACCCCAGUCACCUUAGUCAUGAGAGCAGAAAGUGCAAUAUUUCCUUUUACC